Fusarium subglutinans is the source of this 1569-nucleotide messenger RNA. Its product is annotated as Pfs NACHT and ankyrin domain protein. The transcript is spliced from 4 exons. NCBI's taxonomy places the organism in Eukaryota, Fungi, Ascomycota, Sordariomycetes, Hypocreales, Nectriaceae. The record is from RefSeq and is a predicted model, not a curated record. Bases 1 to 1569 code for a protein of 522 amino acids.
AUGCCCGACAUUAAGAUUUUGAAUCUGAUCUCUACAGUCAUGAACAAUGAAACUGUCCCAGAGGCGUUUUGCAGAGUGGUUGAAAGCCUCGCACUUGUCCAGGGCAUUCUCCGAGCUACCAGGGAGCGCAUUAGGACAGAUUUCUACGAGGAGGUCUACCAGAUGAUCGAGACUGUCGUGAGAACGUGCAAGGUCAAGGCAGAGCACUUGAAUGCAAUAUUCCAUGCUGUUGCUACGACGGAAGGUAUAUUCAUGCUCGAACGCUACCGAGCUGUCGCGCGACGAUUGGGAAAGGGAAACGAGGUGGAAGUCUUAGCAAUGGAGAUGUUGCAAGAUAUGCGCUUCUUGGUAGAGAAUCGCGCAGUUCAAACGACAACUGAAGCCAGCGAUGCGCAAAUCGAUGAAGCUAUUGAGUAUCUGCCUCGCGUACCGCCCUCGAUGCCAGACGAAAGUUUAAUACAUUCUGUACCCGUUAAUGAAUGCAUGGACAACUACGGCAAGUACAUCAGUAUUCACUUUACCUUUGGAAACACCUUCAGCAGCAGCGGCACCGUCAGCAACGGCACUAUCAUCGAAGACACAGUCACCUGGGUCCACGAUGUCCAGCGAGCUGUAGAAAUACACCCCUUGAUUUGGGAGCUCCCUUGGUUUGAACAAAGUAGUAGACCUCCGGUGAGACUCCCGUGGAAUCCCUGUGUGACGAAGGAUUGCGUAUUACCAAACGGUCAUUUGUCUUCACACGAAGUCUGGAAGCCAUGCACCAUUGAAGACUGUAGCCGACACCAAGGCCACGGCGGAGACCACAUAAUGAGAAGUGAAGAGUUGAGUGAGAUUAAUGCUAGGUUCGAAAAGAGAGCUAAGGCCGCCCAGAUGUUUUGGAGAGAGCUCGCGGAUACGGUGCUUGAAGCCAUGGGGUAUCCUCAGCCUGAGGAUCGAUGGAGAUCUAAGAUGGCGAGAACCAUCAUAAAACCUUUCGAGAACACCAGAAGAAAGCCACUGAUUCAAUCUGCGAGCUUACCCAGAGGAAUACCUUCAUCACCCUAUCGUAAGUUUGUUCUCGAGAAUCGACAGAUCCGCUUAUUCCAAUUGGAUCCUGCAACGACGACAAGUAUCACGGGCUCUUUCAUCUGCGCAGAGCUAUCGUCGCGUCCUGCAAAUAUCCAUGAGCGCAACCAUGAAGUCGGACUUAUGCGACAGAUCUACAACAGCGCCGCCAAGGUCUAUGUGUGGCUCGGGCAGGAGGACGAGAGUAGUGACAUCGCGAUGCGGUUCGUGGUAGCGCAGGCUUCCAAGCCUCUCCGUCCAAGAGGUUCAGGAUACCAUGCCCUAUGGUCGAGGCGGGAAGGCAAAGCCCUUCACGCCUUAUGCGAUCGACGUUACUGGAGGCGCAUGUGGAUUAUUCAAGAACUCCUUCAUGCUAACGAUAUUACCGUCUGGUGCGGCUCGCUCAACUUUUCGUGGGACGAUAUAGAGAAACUCUAUCUUAAGCUCAAGACAAUUGAAGAGUCCCACUGGUUCGCGCACCACGCGAGAGGAUCGAGUACAGUACACCUAACGCCCAACGACUAG